AUGGCAACAGGAAAGAAUAAGAAGUAUAAGGCAGGAAAUGUUAAGAAGGGAAGCAAGAGAAAGAUUGCUGAACCAUUCUCCAAGAAGGAAUGGUACAAUGUUAAAGUACCAAAGAAUUACAAAAGAAGAACCGUUGGACAAAUUGUUGUUAAUAAGACAGCUGGUACUAGAAUUGCUUCAGAACAACUUAAGGGAAGAGUUGUUGAAGUAAAUCUUGCUGAUCUUAUGGAAAAUGAAAAAUUUGGAGCAUACAAUUACAAAUUUAAAUGUGAAGAUGUUAAUGGAAAAGAUUGUCUUAUGAUCUUCCAUGGACUUAAACUCACAACUGAUAAAUUAAGAUCAAUCGUUAAGAAGUGGUGUACUCUUAUUGAAACAUCAGUUGAUGUUAAAACUACUGAUGGCCACUUAAUUAGAAUCUUCUGCAUUGGAUUCACCAGCAGAAAAUCCAAUCAAAUCAAGAAGACUUCAUACGCUAAAAGUGCUCAAAUUAAAAAGAUUAGAAAGAUUAUGAAUAAUCUCAUCACUAAAGAAGCUGCUUCACGUGAACUUACACAAUUUGUUGAUUAUCUCAGAGAAAACAAACUUCCAAAAGAAAUUGUUGCCAAAUGCAGCAAAGUCUUCUCAAUGGACAAUGUCUACAUUCGUAAGGUCAAGAUUCUUAAGGCUGGUAAAAUUGAUUCACUUAAACUCCUUGACCAACACCAAGAUAACAGUGCACCAGUUGAAGCUGCCCCAGUUGCUGAAGAAAAAGGAGAAGUUGUUGAAGCUUAA
Messenger RNA from Entamoeba dispar SAW760, 771 nucleotides. RefSeq names its product 40S ribosomal protein S3A, putative. The record is from RefSeq and is a predicted model, not a curated record. The transcript has a single exon. Gene Ontology annotation, cellular component: ribosome; cytosol. The coding region runs from base 1 to 771 and encodes 256 amino acids. Gene Ontology annotation, biological process: translation. Gene Ontology annotation, molecular function: structural constituent of ribosome. NCBI's taxonomy places the organism in Eukaryota, Evosea, Mastigamoebida, Endamoebidae.